CAUAUUUGUUUAUUUGUUGUUGUUAUCCGCGAUGGUUUUCCUGGCUUCCUCGUGUCCUUCUGUAUCUGUCUGUGUUGCUGUGGUGGUGUAUUAACGUCUGUGUGGCUGUGGAGGGCUGUGCAUAUAUGUGGUGACGUCAGCGGCUUGUAUGUCUGUAAGUCUUCAUGGCGUCUCCGGAAGAGCUGGCCGCCGAGGGUCGUGGAUUUGAUUUCUUCUGGAUUAUUGUCGCCAUCACUGUCUGUCUGUUCCUGAUGGCGUGUCGGUGCCGUCUGGAUUUCAGGGUGAACGUAUCGUGAGGGGUUGUUGCCCUGUGGUGUCUCUUGUGUGGGAGAAGGACUCCUCAGCUGCUCGGUCUGUCACUGAGGUGUUGACCCGAGGCUUGGUAUGCACGACAUGGAUCAAAACCGAGAUGCAAUCCGACUGAACUCUGUGCGGAGGAUUGACCCUCAUGUGGUGCAGAUCGUUGACAGCGCCAACCGCACAGCCUUGUAUUCCUACGAGCAGGGGGGCGAGUCCUGGGCAAAGACUGAUGUUGAGGGCACACUAAUGGUGUACUCAAGGGUUGCACCACCCCACCACAUGGUCACAAUCAUCAAUAGGCUGAACAAAUCAAAUUUCAUAGAGCCGCUCUCUGGCUCCUGCGAUUUACAGGUCAAGCCUCCGUACCUCCUCUUUCGUAAUGGAAAGGGCGUCAUCUAUGGAAUUUGGUUCUCGGAUGGGGAUGAUGUGCAACGUAUCGCGACUGCUAUUGAGGAUCACAUGAGACCGAACCUUAUUAAGCCAGCACCACAGCCAGCCCCCAACAUCCUGGCAGACCCAGCCGUAGCAGUAGCCGGGGCCCCUGGCGGUGACAUCAUGAGCAUGCUGUCCAGGGCACACGGGGAGUUUGAAAGCAAGCGCCAGGAACCCCGCAGCAUCACCAACACAUCCACAAGCACCAACAGUGACAUAGUGAAGCCGGCGCCCCUGCGGGUGCAGGCCGGGGAGCAGAAUACUGUAGCAGAUUUCUUUGCCAAGGUGUCUGUGGCCCAAGCUGGAGGGGGAAUAGCUGGCCUUGGAGGUGCUGGCCUACACUCACCCUCUGGAUCUGCUGCACCACCGGCUACAUCUGCCGGUGCAUCUUCCCCCGGUACCAAUCCAGUGCUGCAGAAGCUGUUUCAGGGUGCAGCAGCAGUGGGUGGCCAGGCCAUGGUGCAGCUGCCAGCUGGAAGUGCUGUGCAGGGUCAGCCAGGUGUUGGGGCCACCAAUCCAGUGCCCAUCCCUGGUGCUGGGCCCCAGAGUCAUGCUUCCUCCCUCUCCUCCAGUGUGCCUGCUGGUGCGCCCAUCUCCUUACAAGAACUGGAGGGCCGCUUUAAGGACAACCUCAAGAUGUCUAGCCAGAACAGGGAAGAGGAGGCCUCUCCAGCAGUGCAACAACAGCAGCAGCAAAAGCAGCCCUACGCCCCACAGCUUCCUCAGUCAGAGCCUCCGCUGCUCUCCCCACAAGUGUUCACCACUUCUCGUACCUCCGACCCGCCUGCUGGUGGUACGCCGCCUGUAGAAUCCCCUGGUCCUCGCAGCUUCGCAGAUCUGCUCAGCUCUAACUCAGUCGCCGUGGUAGAUGCACGGCCGCUGAAUGGCUCCCAAGAAUCUUUGCACGAUGGUUUGCUUGGGUGCCCCUCGCAGGUCACUCCCCUCACACAGGAGCAGCUUGUCCAGGCCUUCACGCUGCUUCUCAAGAAAGAUGACUUUGUAAGGCAACUGCAUGAGGCUUAUGUACAGGCAUUAAACCAAUCCCUCAAGGGCUUCUUGUAGGUGUCUGGAGAGUGUGAACCAGUGCAUGCCAGUUGGUUCUGUUGUCUGCUAUCGCAUCCUCAUGUAUUAAUGCAUUCAUCACUCGGAGUGCUGUGUAUAAAUGUAUGUUUAUCAGCUGAGAACAGAAAAUAAAGGUUAUAUUUUUAGCAAAGGUUUAAUAAAAUGUAUUCUGGAUUGAGUGAAGAUGAUAUUUCAACUUAUUCAUUUGCAUUGUAAGGCAAGUGUUGGUGAGAGUGUAUGUAUAUAUAGUAUGUACGGUAUAUUAUAUAUAUAUAUAUAUAUAUAUAUAUAUAUAUAUAUAUAUAUAUAUAUAUAUAUAUAUAUAUAUAUAUAUAUAUAUAUAUAUAUAUAUAUAUAUAUAUAUAUAUAAUGCAUACACACAUACACACACACCUAUGCGAUAUGUGAUAAUACCAUUGUGUUUAUAAAUCUAAGAAAAGUCAGGGCAUUGUUGGAGCAUCACUUGAGUGGAAUUUCUAUUUUUAUUAUUGUAACUUUUAUUUUCCGUAGCACAAACAUGAGUGUCGACUAGUGUAGGCGCUACCAAACUUCUGUCACUCAUCCCCGGUGACGGCUGAGAUAUAAGGCUUCAGGCGAGAGCACUGCUGUCCCGGGGAUGCAGUCACUGCGACCAGCUGCUGCAUCACCGCUAGGCUGGUGUUAGGACACGGGGCACAGGAGGAGUGGCACUGUGCCCUCCAUUGUGUCAUCUCUUUAGAGGGCAAUUCUUUUCCUCCUCCAUUUUGUGAUGCAGUUGUACCUCAUGGCAAGAAAUGAAUUAUGUAGUGAAGUAUGAUUUUCUGGCAGUGUUGCAGAACGCUGGAAGAGCUGUACCUGAGACUGGUAUGUUGAAUGAUGUAGCAGUUUAUUUCCUAUUUUUUUUAUCUAGCUACAGUUGGCUGCAAAUAUUCACCAUAGGCUGUAAUCUCCCAUGAGUCACGUCAGAGACAGCGUGUGUUUUAAUUCCAAAACCCAAAAUGUUACACUAUAAUGUGUAUUACCAAAUAUGAGAACAUUAAAUGUGAGACAUUAA
Molecule: messenger RNA, 2827 nt
Organism: Eriocheir sinensis (Chinese mitten crab)
Lineage: Eukaryota; Metazoa; Arthropoda; Malacostraca; Decapoda; Varunidae
Gene: DCP1
Product: mRNA-decapping enzyme 1A-like
Exons: 2
Coding region: 385-1794 (469 amino acids)
Biological process (GO): positive regulation of catalytic activity; deadenylation-dependent decapping of nuclear-transcribed mRNA; deadenylation-independent decapping of nuclear-transcribed mRNA
Cellular component (GO): P-body
Molecular function (GO): mRNA binding; enzyme activator activity
Source: RefSeq, a predicted model, not a curated record